Messenger RNA from Spinacia oleracea (spinach), 870 nucleotides. Its product is annotated as acyl carrier protein 2, mitochondrial. Lineage: Eukaryota; Viridiplantae; Streptophyta; Magnoliopsida; Caryophyllales; Amaranthaceae. Gene Ontology annotation, cellular component: mitochondrion. Gene Ontology annotation, molecular function: acyl carrier activity; acyl binding. Bases 144 to 533 code for a protein of 129 amino acids. The record is from RefSeq and is a predicted model, not a curated record. Gene Ontology annotation, biological process: fatty acid biosynthetic process. The transcript has 2 exons.
GUGAGUAAUAUACACCGAACCUAGAAGAAGAAGAAGUCUCUUCACUCUUCAGCCACAAAAACCCUCCGCAAACCCCCCAUUUCCCUCCCUCCUCGUUGCAGCACGACAGUCGACACCAUCUCUUUCUCUCUCCUCCUUCAACAAUGGCGGCUGUUCGCUCUGCAAUUCUGAAAUACAUGAGGGUGCCAGUAGCCCAAAACACUUACUCUCCAUCUUCGAUUUCAUCUUCCAUCAACUCCUUCUUCUCUCGCCGCAACUUUUCCGAUGAGGUCCGAGGUUCCUUCCUCGACAAGUCCGAGGUUUCUGAUCGCGUCAUUACCGUUGUCAAGAACUUCCAGAAAGUUGACCCUUCCAAGGUUACUCCCAAUGCACACUUCCAAAAUGAUCUCGGACUUGACAGUUUGGACGCUGUUGAAAUUGUGAUGGCUCUUGAAGAAGAAUUCCGCUUUGAGAUUCCAGACAACGAAGCAGACAAGAUCAACUCCAUCAGUAUGGCAGUUGACUUCAUUGCAUCUCACCCUCAGGCAAAAUAGAUAAGAGAGUUUAAGGGCCCCAUUCACUAUGCUCUCUAGUUUCAGAUGAAUAUUGCUUUAGAAGACAUAAUUAGGGCUGUUUCUUUUGCACGUUUAGACUAUUUUCCGUGCUUGUCAUAUACCCUCUUGAACAACCUUGAGGAAUUGAGGUGGUCUUUACCCCCUUUGUCCAAUUACAUUGUUGUUGCAUUUUAAGUGUGUGAUUCUUGUAUUUGGAGACCAUUUUUGCUGAGGCUGGUGUUACAACAGUAUCACGCCGCCUAAGAGAGUUGAGAAUAAUUACUGUAUAUCUUUAACAAGAUUGUAAUCGACUUUUCGAUCACAUUUUUUUUCUGUU